UUAUUAUUAUAUUCCAAACAAACAAAUCGGCAGGGCAGGUAAGCACAGGUUUUCUUGUUAUAUAAUAAAAAAUGGGGGUUGGCGUCAUGAGAAUGAGUUGGAGCACAACAACGCUCCUCCUCUGCUCUCAAUCUCACAACCCUACUACUAUCCUCUUCCGCCGCCCACCCUCCUUUUCUUUUCGAGACACAACAAGGAGGAGACAGAGGUCUAUCCACCUCCGCGCGCGAAGAGCCGCUGCCACGGAAGCGCAAUUGGACGACGACGACCACAGCGGCAUCAUGUGGAAGCAGCUGCAGAAGGGCAUCGCCGAGUUCUACGACGAGUCCUCCACUCUCUGGGAGAACAUCUGGGGUGACCAUAUGCAUCACGGCUUCUACGACCCCGAUUCCUCUGUUUCCCUUUCCGACCACCGCCCCGCCCAGAUCCGCAUGAUCGACGAGGCCCUCCGUUUCGCUUCUCUUCCCGAGGAGCCAAAGAAUGUGGUGGAUGUUGGAUGCGGGAUCGGAGGGAGCUCCAGGUACAUAGCUUCCAAGUACGGGGCCAAAUGCAAAGGCAUCACUCUUAGCCCUGUCCAAGCCCAAAGGGCCAAUGCUCUUGCUUCAUCUCAGUCCUUGUCUCCUCAGGUGUCCUUCCAAGUUGCAGAUGCUCUGGAUCAACCCUUUGCAGAUGGGAAAUUCGAUCUCGUUUGGUCCAUGGAGAGCGGCGAGCACAUGCCUGACAAAUCUAAGUUCGUGAGUGAGUUGGCUAGAGUAGCAGCCCCCGGAGGCACUAUAAUAAUAGUGACAUGGUGCCACCGGGACCUCAAGCCGGGCGAAGAAUCCCUGCAGCCGUGGGAGCAAACUCUGCUCAACAAGAUAUGCGACGCCUUUUAUCUUCCCGCUUGGUGUUCCACCGCUGAUUAUGUCCGCUUGAUGGAGUCUCUCUCGCUUCAGGACAUCAAGGCAGCAGAUUGGUCUCAGUAUGUUGCUCCCUUUUGGCCGGCCGUCAUACGCUCCGCUCUCACAUGGAAGGGCCUCACCUCUCUUUUGCGCGCCGGACGGAAGACAAUAAGAGGAGCCUUGGCAAUGCCGUUGAUGAUAGAAGGAUACAAGAAGGACCUAAUUAAGUUUGCCAUUAUUACAUGCCGAAAGCCUCAUCAAUAAAGCCUCUUCAAGAGUGGAGUUGGGCAAGUAGUAUUACAUCUUAGUGAUUUUUUAUCUUCAAUCAUAGGCAAACAUGAUUUGUUUGUAAUUUCCAGAAGGGCUUAUGAGUUUGUGAUGUUCAGAUAUGAAUAAUAAGACUAAUGUCCCAUCAUUAAUUUCCAUGAUGCACAUUUUUAGCC
This is a messenger RNA of Morus notabilis, 1324 nucleotides long. RefSeq names its product tocopherol O-methyltransferase, chloroplastic. Gene Ontology annotation, molecular function: S-adenosylmethionine-dependent methyltransferase activity. Bases 72 to 1145 code for a protein of 357 amino acids. The record is from RefSeq and is a predicted model, not a curated record. Gene Ontology annotation, biological process: methylation. Lineage: Eukaryota; Viridiplantae; Streptophyta; Magnoliopsida; Rosales; Moraceae. The transcript has 6 exons.